This is a messenger RNA of Polypterus senegalus (gray bichir), 3253 nucleotides long. RefSeq names its product zinc finger protein 501-like. Gene Ontology annotation, molecular function: RNA polymerase II cis-regulatory region sequence-specific DNA binding; DNA-binding transcription activator activity, RNA polymerase II-specific. The record is from RefSeq and is a predicted model, not a curated record. The coding region runs from base 263 to 1747 and encodes 494 amino acids. Gene Ontology annotation, biological process: regulation of transcription by RNA polymerase II. The transcript is spliced from 3 exons. Lineage: Eukaryota; Metazoa; Chordata; Cladistia; Polypteriformes; Polypteridae. Gene Ontology annotation, cellular component: nucleus.
GUGUUUGAUUCUGUCAGCGACUACCAUUUGGGGCUUUUGUCUGAGCUUUUAGAAUCAAAAGCGAGAAGAAGGAGAGAAAAAAAGAAAAAGAGAAAGAAAGAAAUCAAUGCAGAGAGAGCGGACGGCCAGUGUUGGGAGCCUCUUUUCCAGUUCAGGUGGCCGUGCAUUAAGGUGUCAAAUGGCCUCCAGGUCCAGGUGAGGUGGGAAUCUUAGGGGAGAGAAGAGCAGAGACUUGGGCAAAGGGAAGAGUUUCACACGGAUCAUGGCAUCAGCCAAAGAGAAUGACGUGCAACAAAGACGAGCACGCGUUAAAGAAGAGGACUGUGAGUGGGGUGCACCAGAGGAGCUGUGUGUGAAGGUGGAGGAUGGCGAGGGAAACACUUCUUCAGGGUGCAAAGAGGAGGCGUGCAAGGGAGAGGCAGUCGAGAUGAAAGUUGAGGAUCUGAAAGACUUCACCGUUUACCUUGAACUGCCAAGGCGUACUAUCAAGCAAGAUGUUUGUGAAGAGUCUCUCUUCAGUUCGCACCCCUGGUUCAUUGAUACGGGACAGCAGCCUACCCAGCGGAAUUCUGUGGGAGUGAAAUGUGAGUUUGAAGAGAAGGUCAAUGAAGGAAACGGGAGAGAGGCAGAAGAGCAGCAGUCGUGUGGGAGUUUUGAAAACGAUUCACAGGGGGAUGGCAGCUUCUCCUCACCUUCACGUCCUCGACCCUCCCUGCACCCCAAACUGAACAAGGAGAUGAAGAAAUCAUCAAGAGGAUCGGAGGAUUUGAGUGCAGCUUCUUUCCAGGACAGUCCUCUUCCUGCUGAAAAACUGACCUCAACGGACUCCGUCAACACUGAUGAACAACAAGCUCAUCAACACGUCGGCAUUCACCCUGAAGAGAAGCGUUAUUGCUGUCCAGAAUGUGGCAAACAAUUUCCCCAUAAAAACAGUCUCCAGAAACACACAAAAAUUCACACUGGUGAAAAACCGCAUUGCUGUCCAGAAUGUGGUAUAGGAUUCUCCUUUCUAAGUAGACUGCACCGGCAUCUAAAAAUUCACAGUGGAGAAAAGCCUUACUUGUGUACUGAAUGUGGCAAACAGUUUUUAGAAGUAAGUCACCUUCAGAGCCACCUCAGAAUACACACCGGAGAGAAACCUCACUUUUGUUCAGAAUGUGGUAAACGAUUCUCACAUAGCAGCAGCCUUUUAAAGCAUACGCGAAUUCACACUGGAGAGAAGCCUCAUUGCUGUUCUGUAUGUGGGAAAAGAUUCUUACAAAUCAGUCACCUUCAGUGUCACAUCAGGAGUCAUACUGGGGAGAAACCCUAUUAUUGUACUAAAUGUGGUAAAUGCUUUGCAAAUAGCAGUGGUCUUUACAGUCAUGAAAGACUCCACACUGGCGAGAAACCUCACAGCUGUUCUGAAUGUGGCAAACGCUUCUCAGAAAGCAGUAGCCUUCACAGCCACAUGAGAAUACACACUGGAGAGAAACCCUAUUGCUGUCUAGAGUGUGGCAAACGCUUCUCACAAAUACGUGGGCUUCACAUUCACACAAGGAACCAUGCUGGUGAAAAACCAUAUGGCUGUCCAGACUGUGACAAACGAUUUUCAGACAGCUGCGGUCUCCAAAGGCACAGACGAAUUCACACUGGGGAAAAACCAUACGGCUGUUCUGAAUGUGGCAAACGAUUCGCUGACAGCAGGACUCUUCAGAGGCACACGCAAGUUCAUAUUGGAGAGAAGCCCUGUAGUAGUCCUGAAUGAGGCAGAUGAGUUCUGAUAAACGUCAUGGCUGUUCUGAAUGUGCAAAUGUUAUUUAAAUAACUAUUAAGCAGUGAGGAGGUCUGGAGUUGAUUCCAGAUAUGGAUUUUUCAUUUGGAAGCUGUCACUGUGAACUCUCAAUAAGAGGGUCAGAGCUGUCAUUGCAAAUAAUAACAGGUCAUCAUUAGGCUCAGACAACAAAACAAACCCUUUAGAGAGACAGUAGAGACACCAGGAGUGGCCAACUCAACCGUUUGGUAGAUUCUUAAAGAGAAGGAGCACACUGGUGACGUGAACAACACCAGAAGGUCUGAAGAACCACAAAAGACAGAAUUAUAUCCUUGGUGAAGAAGACCCACUUCAUGAUAUUAGCCAGACCAAGACCACUCUGCAGUAGGUGGACCUAGUCUAUAAUCAAGACAGGACUUCAUGAAAGUAGAGGCAGAGGGUUCACCACAAGGUGCAAACCACUGGUAAGCCUCAAGCAUAGGACGGACAGAUUAGACUUUAGAACGUGUCUUAAAAGCCUGACCAGCUUUGGACAAAUGAAACUAAGAUGAAGAGAAGAAGCAGCUCAAGAUCUGGUAAGGAGCACAAAGGCAUUGAAGAAUUCACACUGGGGGAAAAAGCCAUAUGGGUGUUCUGAGCGUGGCAAACGUUUUGCUGACAGUAGGACACGCAAGUUCAUAUUGGAAAGAAGCCCUGUAGUAGUCCUGAAUGAGGCAGAUGUGUCCUGAGAAACGUCAUGGCUAUUCUGAAUGUGCAAAUGUUAUUUAGUUAACUAUUAAGCAGUGAGGUGGUCUGGAGUUGAUUCCAGGAAUGGAUUUUUCAUAUGGAAGCUGUCACUCUGAGCUCUCACUGUGAGGUCCAUGCAAAUAACAGACCAUCAUUAGGCUGAGAAAACAAAACAAACCAUUUAGAGAGACAGUAGAGUCACCAGGAGUGGUCAACUCAAGCGUUUGGUAGAUUCUUAAAGAGAAGGAACACACUGGUGAGAUGAACAACACCAGAAGGUCUGAAGAACCGCUGGGAAGCCUCAAGCAUAGGAUGGACAGAUUAAACUUUGACAGAGAACAUGUCUUAAAAGCCUGUCCAGCUUUGGACAAAUGAAACAAAGAUCAAGAGAAGAAGCAGCUCAAGAUCUGGUGAAGAUCACAAAGGCAUUGAAGAAUUCGCACUAGGGGGAAAGCCAUACGGGCGUUCUGAACGUGACAAACGUUUCGCUGACGGUAGGACUCUUCAAAAGUGCACACAAGUUCAUAUUGGAGAAAAGCUCCAUAGUAGUUCUGAACGAGGCAGACGACUUCCGAGAAACUUCACGGCAGUUCGGAAAGUUCAAGCGCUCCUCGGAUAGCAGCACUGUUAAUAAUGCCAGGAGGAUGGACUCUGCUGGGAACAAUGGGGCAAAUGAAGAGAAACUUUCAGGCCCACCUUUCCAUCCACCCAUUUUCCAACCCGCUAUAUCCUAACUACAGGGUCACGGGGGUCUGUUGGUGCCAAUCCUAGCCA